CAGAGGGAGGCCGAAUCAUAUCACAAAUGGCUGCUAACUGCCUGUCACUUCCCGCCACUACCAACAUCCGCUUUCGGCCAAGGAGAACAGCUACGGUCACCUGCUCUUCCCUCACGGAUCAAUCUCAGUCGCCGUCGCCGUCUCUAGCAGCCAAGCGCCAUCUCCUCCAGCUAAUUGCAGACGAGCAUCGCGGCGUCAAGACCCAAUCGAACCCCCAAAAGCUGUCCCAAAUAGUCGACGCCAUUGAUUCAUUGGCCGCCACCGGUCGCGGUUCCGUCACUACAGGCGAGUCUUUGUCGGCGACGUGGCGGAUGCUCUGGACCACUGAGAAGGAGCAGCUCUUCAUCGUAAAGAACGCGCCGGUUUUUGGUACCAAGGCUGGUGAUGUUUUGCAGGUCAUUGAUGUGGAGAAAUUGACUCUCAAUAACGUCAUCACUUUUCCUCCCGAUGGAGUGUUCUUUGUCCGGUCGGAUAUUCAAGUUGCUUCUGCUCAAAGAGUGAAUUUCAAAUUUACCAGUGCUGUUCUACGGGGAAAAGGAUGGGAAUUUCCGCUGCCUCCAUUUGGUCAGGGGUGGUUUGAGUCAGUAUACAUUGAUGAUGAAAUUCGGGUGGUGAAAGAUAUUAGAAAGGAUUAUCUAAUUGUUGAGCGUGCCCCUUAUUCUUGGAAAGAAUGAGAUCAUGUACUACCUAGUGUUGCCUAUCCAAUUCAACACUGUGGAUUGUAUCCUUUGGCAGUUUCUGGGAAGCUCCCGCUGGCUAUGAAGUGUUGUAUCUCACAGAAACAGGUUAUGUGAUUAUAAUGAAAUAAUUUGAGCUGCAAACAUUGUUUGGGGUGCCUUCCAUCUCUGUCUGUCUUAUUUGGCACCAUUGUUUAGUAUAUUUAUCUUCUUUUAUCUUUAACAAUGAACAUUUUGUACGGGGCCUCUUUUACCAUCUCCUUUAAAUAAUUAACUGAGAAAAUAUUACAUGCCCAUUUCAUUCUAUGUACAUUUAAAAUUUUGUUUUCAGCUACACUAAUUAACCACUUGAUCCACACAGCAAUUGAAGGAAAAUUGUGAAUCAUAGUAAAACCACAACAAUUCCUUCCAGAGGUUGCAUAUUCAGAAGAACAAGAAAGUCUUAUUUUUUGUGUGACAGAACUGUGGCUGCUAGGGACUCAACGACAAUAGCACUGAUCUGUGGAUUGGGUAAAUGUGUCCCACACAUUUGAAAAGGUACUUUCCUCAUACUUCAAAAGAAUUUGUUGUUUUCCAAAUGCACUGCUUUGUCAAGAACUCCCUAUAAUUGCAACUAUGACUGCAGUCAUCUUCUUGAAUUAAAGUAACUAAAGCCAUAGCUUAUAAUCGUGUGGUGUCAGAAGACAGUAAGAAAUGUGCAGUCGAUUGUCUUACAUGGUCCUUUAAUUUGGCAUAUGGGUUUAAAUUGUUUCCCUUCUUAUUGAAGGCACUGGUUAGAUAGUUAUCAAAUCCAGGCAUGAUGGCUUUCAGUUCUAUUAACUUAAGCAUGUUAAUUGUCCUAACGUGAUGUGUACUAUUGUUACUCGCAAUCCAUUGUGGUAGGCCACCAGUGAGUCCCCAUCCCAAAGUGAGUGUAUAUUUCACAUGCAUUUGCUGGUGAUAGACCUGGACCUAUCGAUCAACUUUCAAACUAUCAAAUUUUGGUGGGUGCAAAUCUAGAUUCAUUCUAGCAAGUUUUGAGGAUCAUUGUAGCCCUCCAUCUUGUUUUUUCUCUGGAUUUUAUCUUAUCCCUUUUUUUGUAGCUCAUCCCAGGUGAUCUUCAAAUCAAGAAUCAGAGCAAGUUGAUUUCUUGAAUCUUAAUCCGGCUGAGGUGAUCCACCUUACUUAACUGUGGGAGACAUAUCAUGUUGCAAUAUUUUACCAUCACUGCAAUGAUAGGACAUGUGUUUGUUCUGAUUUAUUUUCCUUACAUUCCCUAUGUACGAAAGAGGAAAAAACAAAUAUAAAAAUCUUGCACAGUACAUUUCUGGUGCAGAAUAAAAAAAAAAUGAGGAGGAAGGUAGAUUGAAAAUUGUGUUAGUAAUGGCAGGCAAGUGUGGGUUGAGAGAUGUCUUUAGUGGUGUGGUCCCAUUCUGCCUUAAAGUACAAUCACCCUUCAUUUGUGUGGGAAAAAAAAAAAGAUGAUGAAACUCCAAAGGCACAGGAUGAGUGUGGGGAGUGAU
Andrographis paniculata is the source of this 2179-nucleotide messenger RNA. RefSeq names its product probable plastid-lipid-associated protein 11, chloroplastic. The transcript has 4 exons. The record is from RefSeq and is a predicted model, not a curated record. NCBI's taxonomy places the organism in Eukaryota, Viridiplantae, Streptophyta, Magnoliopsida, Lamiales, Acanthaceae. Bases 27 to 674 code for a protein of 215 amino acids.